CCGCCCUUACGUUUCUCUCUGCUAUUUUCCGGACGGGAAUGUGGCUCCUCUCCAGGCGCUGGGGAGGUGUGUGUGUGGGGGGUUUGUCUUGGGGCGCAGGGGCGUCAAGGCGGAGCGCCGGGGGCUGCCCUCCACCUCGGGGAGUGAUGCAGGGACAGGAGCAGGGAGAGAUGCUGCCCCCGGGACAUGGCUGGUCCCGCGGGCAUCGCUCCCGGGAGGCAGCGGGGGCCUCCGGGCGCUGCUGCUCCAUCCGCUCGGUCUCCAAAAAAAAAAAAAAAAUAAAAAAUGCUGCCCCCCCCCCCCCCAUAUUCUUAUUCCCUGGUUAUAAGUAAUUCUCACACGAACCCACAGGCGAUGGCAGAGCCGCCAACUUCUCCCAAGGGGCACCAGGCUGGGGGCAGCCUGGGCCCCGCUCCCUUUGUUAGGAGCAGGAGCAGCAGCCGCAUCCACAGCGCGUUCCCGGACGCAGACCCGGCCCAACGGGGCGAUGCCCGGUCCGGAUGGCGGCACCCGGGCAGCUGGGCACUGUCUGCAGCCCCCGUACCAAAAUUAAGAUUAACUGAUGCACCACUUGUUUGUAUCUUUUUUUCAGAAACCUCAUCAAGAAUAGGGCUCGAGACAGGUAAAUGGAUUCUUGCCUGAUUUUCAAUGCUCCUGGAAGGAAAUGUAGCCAAAAUGCUGGGUUACUUCUUUGUCUUGAAACCACCAUUUUCUCCUAAACCUGGUGAUCUUAGGUAGGGGGUUAGAGAAGAGGCUGGGGCCAGCAUCCCCCCAGGGCGCUUCAGCACAGCCCUCCCCCCUGCAAAGAGUUAACCUGACAGAUGCUCCCUGGGCUCCUUUUGGGGAGCCAUUUUCUCUCCCUCAUUGUCUCACCGCCUUUUGUGUGUUGCGAGUAUAUCCUACCCUGGGGAGCCAGGAGGAGCCCAGAAAUAAUCAGAUUUUCAGUUGCUUCUGGCUUUUCGAGGGAGCCUUUGUGUCCCCCCCACCUUCUCCCAGGGCUGCCCAGCCCCCGAGAGCUGCAGACAAAGGGAGGCAGCGCCGGCACCGCUGCGGCAGCACCAGAGCCUGGGCUCUGCCGGGUGGCAGCGAGGGAUGGGCAGUGCUGGCAGGGAUGAGAGGGUUUUCUCCCCGCUGUCUUCAUUGCUGAGCAAGAGAGAGGCCGUCCUGCCGCGGUCAUCCCGCGCAAACACAUCCCGCCUGCCCCACCAUAGGCACCUCCUGCUCGGAUCCAGGCAGGGAAUCCAUUUGCCAGAUGCUCGACGGCAUCUCCUCUGCCCAAUCCCCCCCGCUGAGCCCGAGCCCGGCUCCCACAGCCCGGCCCCACGGCAGCUGGUUUGCAAAUGCUGCCUGGACAUGCUGUCCCCACGGGAGAACUGCCGGCAAGUGCGGAGACAAUGAGCCGCGGGGAGCAACAGCGGCUCCGCAGCUGAACUGCAGAGUCAUCACGGCCCGGCUCCCCCGGGACCAGCUGCCAUUGUGGCUUUUCCAGGCGGGCAGGGCAGGAGGAGGGCGGGCAGCGCAGGCUGGCGCCGGCCGCGUGUGCCCACAGCCCCGCGGAGGUGGUGGAGCGGCACCCACCGCAGCAUGGCGGGGACCGACGGCCGCUCCCUACGGCCAGCGCCUGCGGCACACGCAGGAUCCAAGUGACCCAGUGUAACCACAGGGCAGGGGCGGCAGUGGCAGUGGAAGCAGUGUCAGAGGCACUGGCAGGGGCAAUGGCAGAGACGGCGGAGGCGGUGACAGUAGCAGUGGCGGUAGCAGUGGCAGUGGCAGAGGCAGGGGCAGAAACAGCAGAGGCAGUGACAGUGGCAGUGGCACAGGCAGUGACAGGAGAGGCAGUGGCAGAGGCAGUGGCAGAGAUGGCAGUGGCAGAGGCAGUGACAGUAGCAGUGGCAGAGACGGCAGAGGCAGUGGCAGAGGCAGUAAGUGACAGUGGCAGUGGUAGUGGCAGAGACAGCGGUGGCAGAGGCAGCAGUGGCAGAGGCAGCAGAGGCAGACAGUCCCUGCCCCUGUGCAGGGAUUUCCAGCAGCAGACAGGGACAGUUUGGGGCAUUGCCGCCACUUCUGGUGUGGUCCUUCCCAGUGUCCCAUCCCUGGUGGCAGCUCCGGCUUUCCCUCCCGGCCCCUGCAAAGGGACAGGCACAGGAGGGAGAGGGGCCAUUUCCUCCGUCACUGGGUGCCCCACAGCAAGAGGUGGGCAGCCGAGCAGACCCACGCAGGGGGCGAGGGGUCCCCACGGGGAGUGCGGGCUGGAGCUGCCCCAAGGCUCCUGCUCCCCCAGCUGCCCCCUGCCUGCCUCUGCCCCACGGCAGAGCCCAGCACCAGUGGCCUGCAGCCACACAAGCUGCUGCGAGCACCCAGGCGCCAAGGGGCAGGGCUGGUUUGGGGGAGCACCCGUGGGGCAGGGGGCUCACCCGCUGCAGGAGGCAGCUGGUCAUUGCCGUGCUGUCCCAAGGCAGCGCCAGGACAGGGGUGUCACUUUGCUGGAGAUGCCAAGAUGCCCGGGCUGGUCCCUGCUCCCCCGGGCAGCCCAGUGCAUGGGACGGAGAAGUUGCACGGGGCAGGCUCAGCCGCUGGCAAGGCAUCUCCCCCUGCAGAGGUCUUACAUCCCCAUCCCACGGGAUCCGGCCCCUUCCUUUGCCCCCGGCUUUGGGCAGCACCCAGCCGCCUUGCAGGGACCAGGAGCAGUGCCAGCAGCAGUGGGGUUCGGAGCAGAGGAUGGCACCUGGGGGCUUUAAUCCUGCAGGGAUGGGGAGCCGCAGGGGUGGUAGGGGAGCGGAGGGAGGCUCUGCCUGCGUUCCUGCCUGCCCUGCCCUGCCUGUGCCUCCUGCCAGGCUCCCAGCAGCACCACGCGUCCCCCACCGGCUCGGCUCAGCUCUGCCGGGGACGGCGGCACCGCGUUGCUCUCCCUUGCUGCGUUGGUUGCUUUCUUUUGCAGCUGCUAAUGACUGACCUGAGGUCUGUUCACACACAGUCCCCUGCGCGGCCUCUGCGGCGGAGCAGCCAGACAGGACGGGGGGACAUUGCAUGGCACUCGCGUAGCCGGUGACCACAGUGCCACCAGCCCCAGGGCACAGCCCCAGCUCCUGCCCGGCCAGACCAGCCGUGCCCGGAGGGGAGCCGGGGCUCAGGAGCCACCAUCGCCACCCGCGCACGGAUGCCAGAGACGGGCCAGCCACAGCAGAGCAACCUGGUGUCGGCUGCCAUGGGCCAGAGCCAUGAGCCCGGCCACUGCAGGGGACGCGGCCGAAGAGACGGCGGUGGUGACACCUGAGGACAUGGGUCUGCGUGUGCGCGCGGCUUUACAACGAGGUGCUGGGGUCCCCUUCCCUCCUGCUGCUCCAUCCCAGCCAGAACCAGUGCAUGGGUCUCCCCAUGUGCCCUCCCCAGCAACGGGCAGGAUGAGACCCGUCCCCUUCACUGAAUGCAGUGUAGGAGGAGGGAGAAGGGGAUGGGAGCGGAGCUGUGCCACCUCCUCAAGGAGACACGGGGCCCAGAGCCCAAAGGGACCCUGGUUGUCCCACUGAUCCUGCCCGUCUGUCCCUCUGUCCCAGUACUUUCUGCUCUGGAAGUGCCCUGCACUGCUGGUGCCACGUCCCGGCAGGACCCUGCCCCUACUCUGCUUUGAGAAAACACCUGGUUCGUGGAGCAGCCUGGAGCACAGGGAGGGACAUGGGCAGUGCAUCCUCCUCCCGAGAAGCCUGUGGCAUGGCCUCUGCGGGGCCGUGUGGGGCCGACAGUGGCCCCAUAAGCGUGUGUGACCAUUGCCUCGCUGAGCAGCCCUCUCCGAGCAGGCAGGAGGGCUGGGCGUAUGGUGGGCUGGGGGCUGAGGACAGACACAGCUCAUGGCAGGCUUGCAGCAGGCUUGAAGUCCAAAAUGGAGGAGCAUCCUCUUGGGGACCAGAGGCAGCUAGCGCUGCAGGAGGAGGUGACCCAGGGUAACACGGGGCAGAGGGUGCCCUGGGUGCCCCUUCCCAGCCUUAUCUUGGGCACGGUGCUGCUGCUCCUGCCGCCCCUGGGCAACCGGCACCGCUCAGCCACCCGCUCCUGCGGGCAGCGCUGGGGAGAGGCAGCUUCUGACGGGGAGGGGAUAAGCUGUCAGGCACCUUUCCUCUGCUCCAUACCCUGGUUUUCCCUGCUGGACCCCCUCCUCCCUCCAUGGGCAGUGGGAGCUCGGUGGAAACCCAGAGGCGCCGUCACUGUCUCGGCAGAAGCCCUGCUCUUGCAGAGCUGCCCGUAGCCUUGCUCCAGGCACCGCCAGCGAUGCCGUCACCCCUUCCCUCUCUCUGCUUCUUCCAGCUCCUUUCGCACCCUUACCCCGGAGCCUUGCAAUGCCGAGUCAGUCCGGCACUGCUGGGAUUGUCUCCUCUGUGCAGCCCAUCUCUCCUCUUCACCAGUACGGGGGGUGGGAAACAUGUAUUGAGUGGGAGCACACGCUGCUGGGGGUGGGUACCUCACCCCCACGGACGACAGGGCAGAUCCCCCGCAAAGCAUUUAACUUGGAAAGCAGGUUACAUUACGCAGGCUAAGCCCUCCGCUAACACCUUCCCAAAUUCGACCCAGUAGCAAAGCCCAAAAAUGCCUCCUGCUCUGGCCAGCCGGAGCCCCGCUGCUUCCGCAGGAGCCGAGCAGACCCACCCCCGGGAGGGUGCUCCUCCACCGGCGGCGGGGGGGCUAACCGGGACCGGCUCUGCAUGCUGCCGCUGCGCUCCCAUAUUAACCUACUAACCCGCUGGGACCCCCGUCUGCACGGGGUGCCCAGGGGCUGCCGAAGCCCCUGGCGAACGGACUAACCCACUAACCGGCUCCAGCGCAUGCCCUACUAACCGGCCUUGUCUCGCCCCCCCACUAACCGCGGACAGUCUUUAAAGGGGAACGGAAAAGCUGGGUAAGUAGGUUUGUAAGUGCCGGGUGAUGCUGCGUCGGUGACGGGCUGCGCAGGCAGCGCCGGGCGGUCUGAGCCCCCGCAGCGGGCAGGAGGGGCAGUGGGGCAGCCCCUGCCCCACAACCCGCACGAGGAGAGGGUUUCUCCCCACCUCGCCAUCCCCGGCUCUGCCUGUGGAGUCUGUUGCUGACUAGGAGCCUAAAACGGUUUUAUCAGCAGAAGCUUUUCAGUUCCUUUUUAAGCCAGUAGAUCUCUGUUACUAACACAUUCCUGAACUGAAUUAAACAAACUAACCGUUGCUGCUUUUCUCUUCAUUUCUCUUCCAGUAUGUAUGUCCUCUAAGUCAGACUGAUUGUGCCAUGCUUCUCUCACUAACCGCCUGUACUAAUCGUUCCUGACCUGUUUCUCUAUUGCUACUAACCAAUACUCUUUGCACUUUUAACUCUCGGACGCCAUUCGCCAUGACAAAUGAACAGUGGCCGCCUCCUGGACUCUUGCUUAUUCACUUGCAGCAGCCCAGUUUUCAACGCUGCUGAGCAUCUUUGUCUCCCAUUCGGUGCGAUGGGAAGGAAGACGCUCAGGCUGGGGGGGCUUUGAAAAUUUCCCUAUUGGCCUUCUGUUUUCCAAGAAAUUUCAUGGGGCUAAACGAAGAGAAGAGGCUGAGUGGAAACAGGACAAUGUGGAAACCGCUAAUAACAAUCGGUAGCGGCCACAAAAGUCCAGCAAACCCGGUUUGCAGAGUUUGAGCCAAAAAGCGACGCUAUUGCUAUGAGCCCCACCAGAGCCCGAGCUCGGGGCUCUCCCGGGGCCGCAGUUCACCCGUCAUGGGGAAUGGUCUCGUGCUGCUCCCCGCAUCGGCACGCGGGCGCCGGGGCGGCUGCAGGGCGCUCCCGGGCUCCUCUCUUCACUCCUUUUGUCUCUCCACAGUUUAUCUUGUGACUCUGGUGCAUGUGGAAGCCGUUGCCGGCAGCGUGGUCCUGACUAACCGCACGGCGCCGAGGGCUGCAUCUAACCACGGGGUUGGUACUUGCAGGGUCCCCCCCCGCCCCCGGCCACGAGCUGGAAGGGCAGGAGUGGGCAGCGAGCGGUGGAUGGUGGCCCUGCUGCCCGGCAGAGCCAGGGGGGUGCAGCCUGUGCUUUGCUUUCUGUCCGUCUGUCAGGCAGAUAAACAUCCCAUGCCUCUACAGGGAUUCUGACGGGGUUAAGGCUCCAGGAUCUGGCCCAUCUGUGUGGGUUUGGCACGCAGGGCAGUGAUCUGGGGUGAAGACACCGUCAGCAUUAAGUGCUGGCUGUACCGGCAGCAGUGCUGCGGUGACCCGCGGGGCAGAACCCAAGCCCCGUGCCAGGAGAGGAGGGUGGCCCCAUGCUGCUGGCCGGGACGGGUGCUGGCUCCUGAGGACAUCCCGGACCGUGGCUGCUGGGGGGAUGCAGCCCUGGGGCGACCUGGGGGGAUUGCCUCGCUCAAGGGUCGGGGCAGCUCUGUCCAGGGGGUGAAUGGAUCCAGCCAGCAUCCAGCUCCAGCUGCUCUCUCUUCCUCUUGUCCUUGGUGGCUUUGGCUUGUGCUCGCUAACCCAGUGAUGAGGACUUCCCCAAUAACCCAGUGUCACUGUCUGGUUUCAGUCUCACCUGACAGCAGCUCUCCUGCUCUGGAAGGCAGAGCUGGAGCCGGGUGCCCCGGGUGGCCGGGUUCAUGCAGCACCGCUGCCCGCCUCCCCUUGGCACCCCUGGUCCGCACCGACCACAGCCUGGCCCUUCAGCUAGGACAGGGGGGUCUCGCUGGGCUCUCUCACUGACGGGGCUGCCCUCCCCACCCAGCUCUGUGGCUGCUCGACCCCCACCUUAACCCACUAACCACGCACCUCCCUUUCCUCUGCACGGCUGGGACCAGGGGGGAUUUUUGGGCUGAUGCUCCUCAUUUUGACUGAAGGGGGAGGCAGGGCCCUGCCGCAGGCUCGGGGCAGAGGGUCAAGCAGAGGCAUGGGGAUGGGAAAGGGUCAGGGGGACAAGACAGGUUGGGCACAGGGCAGGUGGGUGCCCAUCGGGGCAGGCGGGGUCAGGGCUCCUGCACGGGUCAGGAGCACCAUGAGCACUGGGCAGGGGUUGUCGGAGCCUGCCUGUCAUGAGGGGCUGCCCUCGCUGCCCCCACAGACCCCCUUUUCAGCUCCAGAGCAGCCUUCCAGCCAGCCUCGCACCCAGGGGGACCUCCCCAGGCCGGUCAACGAGACACCAAUGGGACCACGAGUCACGCAGGUGGCCCAGAGGAUGCACCGGGCAAGUGCAACCCCGCACAGGCAGCAAGUGCUGCCUACGGACCCCUUGGUGGGGACAGGACACCAGCACCCACCAGAUGGCUGCUCCCCCCUGCAGGGCCACCCCUUCUGAACAGAGCGGGACUGGGGGGCAAGAGAGGCUUCACGGAAGAGCCAGGUUGCUCCUUUGCUCUGCCCCAGCACCUCAGGGCUCCCUGCCCCUGCUCCCCACUUCCCUCAGCUGGGAGAGGAGUCGGUCUGUCUGUCUGUCCACCCCCCUUUGCUGGUGUCCCCAGAGCUGUCUGAAGAGGGAAGGCAGCAACGCAAGCGGGAUGUGCAGAUCCCCCUUUACCAGCUGCAGUGACAGCAGGUGUGGGGCCGUGUCACCCCAGCAGCGACGUGAGCAGAGCUCCAGGGAUGGUGCCCGGCCCUGGGGGACACCGUCCUGCCCAGGGCAUGCCAGCCCAAGCUGGCCAGGGCUGCUCCUGCUCUGCUGGGACCCCGCUGCUGCCCCUCGCCCAGUGUGGUGGGAGCGGGCACGGCCGUGGUGGGGCUGGGCGCAGGAGCGGGGCUGAGCGCUGGCGCGGGGUGAGGAUGCCCUGGGGAAGGGGCUCCUGGGGCUGCCUCUGUGGCGCGAGCCGGAGCCCUGCGCGUCCCCACAGCCCCCAGGAUGUCCCUACUGCCUGUAAUCUCUGCUGUGAACAAUGGCAAGUGUGCA
Messenger RNA from Chroicocephalus ridibundus (black-headed gull), 7852 nucleotides. Its product is annotated as collagen, type I, alpha 1b-like. The coding region runs from base 1716 to 2738 and encodes 340 amino acids. The transcript is spliced from 3 exons. Lineage: Eukaryota; Metazoa; Chordata; Aves; Charadriiformes; Laridae. The record is from RefSeq and is a predicted model, not a curated record.